Molecule: messenger RNA, 1341 nt
Organism: Penicillium vulpinum
Lineage: Eukaryota; Fungi; Ascomycota; Eurotiomycetes; Eurotiales; Aspergillaceae
Product: ubiquitin-conjugating enzyme E2
Exons: 8
Coding region: 1-1341 (446 amino acids)
Biological process (GO): negative regulation of apoptotic process
Cellular component (GO): nucleus
Molecular function (GO): ubiquitin conjugating enzyme activity; cysteine-type endopeptidase inhibitor activity
Source: RefSeq, a predicted model, not a curated record
AUGGGUGACCAGUGCACUCUGCGUCUCGUCCGAGAGUUGAGACAGGUUGAACGGAGUGAGCAACUUGCAUUCACUGUCCGUUAUGAAGAAAGCAACAUUCGUGAUAUACAGGCCCUCAUCAUUGGGCCUCCAGGCACACCAUACGAACUGGGUUUUUAUGAGUUCUCGAUCAAAAUCCCAUCAGAUUACCCAGCAAAUCCCCCGAUAGUGAAAAUCCGAACCACCAACAAGGGUAGAACUCGUUUUGGCCCUAAUCUGUACGCCAAUGGGAAGGUCUGCUUGUCAAUCCUAGGUACUUGGCAUGGUUCUCGAGGUGAGCAAUGGUCGCCUGCACAGGGACUUGAAUCCGUUAUGCUCUCAAUUCAGAGUCUGCUAUCAUCAAACCCGUAUACACUGGAACCAGGGUUCGAGGAUGACGAAAGGGCAAACGACACGGAAAAUAUGGAGAUCUACAAAUCCAAGAUCCGUCAUGAAAAUCUAAGGCUAGCAGUCAUUACACCCCUUGAACAAGCCUUCCGAGAUUCGUCCCCUCCCCGCCGCAUGGCGCCAAGGGUCGGUCAGGACUUGAGCGCGGAAGAAGAUAGCGAUAUCGAAUGCGGACCCGAACAUGGACUGCUCACUCAAAGCAAGUUUCACGACUUUUGCAAGCGACGCUUCCUGUGGUACCUCGAAUUCUACCAGAACGCGGUCGAGAAAGGUAUCGCGGACGAGACACGGAGACAAGGAAUGCCAUUCAUCCAAAUGCCGUUUGAAGGCCCUGGUAAUUCCAUGACUGGAGAAUGGAACUACAUCGACUUACAAGCCCGUUUGUUGGCUGUUCGAGACCGAUUGAUGGAAGAGACACACCGCUGGCCCGUUGAGGGUCUGGUUCUCGUCAAGGAAGAUGCUGGGAUUGCAGUCAAAUUGAGGGGUCAGCAUGAGCAGAUUGCUGCGGAGAUGAACGCUUAUCCCCAAGUCAUCGAUUUGUCACUUGUUGACAGCAAUCCUUUCAUGUGGAGGCUCACAUACGUUGGUCGCAACGAGUCCAGACUAGAAGGUGGUAUCAUCAAGAUCAAGAUUUACAUCAGUCCCCGACACCCAGAAGAACAACCUCGAGUCUUUGUCGAGUCGCCCUUGUAUCACAUUUGUGUCUCGAAGCUGGGUGUGUUGAUGUAUCUUCCUUCGCAUGCUGAAGAGAUCGGCCAACACAUUGAGGGUAUCAUCAAUACCCUGGAAGACGACAACCCCCCAUUCAACCCCCUUAUGACAGUGAAUCCAGAGGCAACCGCUCUGUGCUGGGGCUCAGAAAUAGAUCGCAGGCUCUACAGGCGCAAGCUUCGAGCAUCUCUGGAGGAGUCCUGA